Messenger RNA from Caenorhabditis elegans, 1541 nucleotides. It is a transcript of the gene srg-5, whose product is annotated as Serpentine receptor class gamma-5. Gene Ontology annotation, biological process: sensory perception of chemical stimulus. Gene Ontology annotation, molecular function: transmembrane signaling receptor activity. Bases 384 to 1355 code for a protein of 323 amino acids. The transcript is spliced from 6 exons. Gene Ontology annotation, cellular component: membrane. NCBI's taxonomy places the organism in Eukaryota, Metazoa, Nematoda, Chromadorea, Rhabditida, Rhabditidae. The record is from RefSeq and is marked reviewed.
GAUAAUGAUUUCAAUGAAUAAAAGUCUACGAAAGCAGGUGUUCGCAAUGAGUGGCGGAAGUGAAGAUCUUGAGAUUUCUGUUGCUUAAAAUUUGGAGAUUUCAAUAAAUAUGAUUUUUAAAAACCGUAGCGGUAUUUCUGACAGAGACUCAAUCUAAAAGCUGCUUUUUCUAUAGAACCUUCUUCGUCAUUCGUCUAAAAGUUGUCUGAAAUACUAAAAAAACGACAGGCAAUCAGGGAAAUAAAAAAUCACCUGGAAGGAAAAUAAAAUAAUGGUUCAUUCAGUUCUAACGGCUUCCAACGACCGAAACAUAUUUGGAUAAAUUUGAAAACAAUCGAAAAAAAUAUAGAAAUGGCUAUGUAAUAAAUUGGCCAUUGUUCGAAAUGUCACAAAAUUCCAGUUUUUCCGAUAUAUUUGAAGAUGGAUGUGACUUAACCUAUGAUCCUUUGCCUGAGAAUUUGAAAUAUUUAACUCAACUAUUCUAUAUGGUUCCUGGAAUUAUAAUUCAUUUUCGAAUACUCAGUAUUAUGCUCUUCCAACAUCGAAAAAUCUAUAUGAUUCAAUCGUUUUUCAUUAUUUUUUCGAUGGACUCUAUUGCUAGUCUAACUCAGCUUAUUCUUGAUCUAUUCAUACAACGGGUUAUUAUUUACAUACCUCAAUUGUGUCCGUCGUUAUAUCCAUUAUUUGAGCAUUAUGUUCUCUUUCCAAAUAUUAUUUUUUCAAUUUACAAUUACAUGAGAGCCGCAAAAUCUAUUAUUCAAAUAUUUUUGACUGUCAAUCGGAUGACAUGUGUGCUGGCACCAUUGAGAUAUUCUCAGAUCUGGCGUCGUUUCAUCCCUGUCACAAUCGCUUUUAUCACAUUGUCACCAUUUCUAGUAAUUUGGAAUGUUAUCAUAUCCGAAACGUUUCCUGUUUCAAUAUUUGGCGGUUUCACUCUGGCCUACACAAAACGUGUUCGCUGGGCGAGUCUAUCAAUGUUCCAAAUGAUUUUCAUGGCAAUUUCUCUUACAAUUACUGUUUUCACAACUUCUAUCACAUUAUUCAAAAUGAGGAGAUUGGAAAAUCGAUUGAAAAGUUCUGAGCGAACUUUGUGUUUUGCAUCGUUUUAUAUGUCGGCCGCUUUUUUCAGUGCCGCUCUUUUUCAAAGCUACUUUGCGUUCUUCAGCAUAACUGCUGCAUACACAGAUCUUGUGUAUUUUCUUCAAGGCUUUGCAUUUGAUGUUCUCAACGUUGGCUCACCAAUUGUGAUGGUUCUUAUCAGUGGACAAUUGAGAUAUCAUGUGAUUCCAGUCAAAAGCAUGGCUCCAAAGCAUUCGACAGUUGUAUCAGUCACUUCUGUCAUCAGGAAAACUUAAUGGAAUUAAUUAAACUUAACUGUGUACUGUGGCUCGCUGCACCCAAAUGCAUGCUGGAUUUUUGUUCGAAAAUUCUGCUAUUAUUUAAUUCCUAAUAUGUACAGAUUUAUUAUUUUGUUCAAUUUUGUGUCAGUCAUUUUUAACAAGAGAAUUUUUAUAUUUUGAGAAAUAAAAAUUAAUUUGGUA